Puma concolor (puma) is the source of this 999-nucleotide messenger RNA. NCBI's taxonomy places the organism in Eukaryota, Metazoa, Chordata, Mammalia, Carnivora, Felidae. The record is from RefSeq and is a predicted model, not a curated record.
AUGGACAACCUCAGCGAACGGACCUGGCCGUGCUCUGUAAAGCGAGACGUUUUACAGAAGCAGGAAGACCUCCGUGUGGAUGGCCGUGGCUGUGAGGACUACCGAUGUGUCGAAGUGGAAACCGACGUGGUGUCCAACACCAGUGGGUCUGCCAGGGUCAAGCUGGGUCACACAGACAUCUUGGUGGGAGUGAAAGCCGAAAUGGGGACGCCGAAGCUGGAGAAACCCAAUGAAGGGUACUUGGAGUUCUUCGUUGACUGUUCAGCCAACGCUACUCCUGAAUUUGAAGGCCGGGGAGGUGAUGACCUUGGCACGGAGAUUGCUAACACCCUCUACCGGAUAUUUAACAAUAAGAGCAGCGUUGACCUGAAGUCCCUCUGCAUCAGUCCCCGGGAGCACUGCUGGAUUCUCUAUGUGGACGUGCUGCUGCUGGAAUGUGGCGGGAAUUUGUUCGAUACCAUCUCCAUUGCUGUAAAGGCUGCUCUCUUCAAUACAAGGAUACCAAGAGUUCGGGUUCUAGAGGAUGAAGAGGGGUCCAAGGAUAUUGAACUCUCGGAUGACCCUUAUGACUGCAUCCGGCUAAGUGUGGAGAAUGUCCCCUGCAUUGUCACCCUGUGCAAGAUUGGCUACCGGCACGUAGUGGAUGCUACUCUCCAGGAGGAGGCCUGCUCCUUGGCCAGCUUGCUGGUGUCCGUGACCAGCAAGGGAGUCGUGACAUGCAUGAGGAAAGUGGGGAAGGGCAGCCUGGACCCAGAGAGCAUCUUCGAGAUGAUGGAGACUGGCAAGCGAGUGGGCAAGGUGCUGCACGCCUCCCUGCAGAGCAUUCUACACAAGGAGGAAAGCCUGGGGCCCAAGAGACAGAAAGUCGGAUUCCUGGGAUGACUCACGUCAGCGCAAACACGGGCUGCGUGUUUCUUCCUUUUCCUUUUUUAAGCCGCAGUUUGUAUAUAUUUUUCUUACCUGCUGUAAACCUGAGCUGACAUUCGUACGUGUAAAAUU